Messenger RNA from Exophiala xenobiotica, 1913 nucleotides. RefSeq lists its product as uncharacterized. The coding region runs from base 120 to 1805 and encodes 561 amino acids. The record is from RefSeq and is a predicted model, not a curated record. Gene Ontology annotation, cellular component: membrane. NCBI's taxonomy places the organism in Eukaryota, Fungi, Ascomycota, Eurotiomycetes, Chaetothyriales, Herpotrichiellaceae. Gene Ontology annotation, molecular function: carbohydrate:proton symporter activity. Gene Ontology annotation, biological process: transmembrane transport; carbohydrate transport. The transcript has 2 exons.
CCAGGUUUGUCGCCCCAGUCGAGCCAGUCCUGACGAGUAUAUAAUAGCUGGGCGUGGAGAGAUUGUUCUUGUUGGCAGACCACAUCUUCGGAUCUCCUUCCAGCUCCUUGCCUUUCACCAUGGACCGCAUCACGCAGCCUGAACAGCACCCGCAGGCACCCGUCAAACAAGACGCUGCAAUGGCACUUGAGGAGAUAGAACAAGGCGGUUACAACUACAAUGAGGUGGCCAAAGACUCGACCCAUUGGCUUCAACUUACCCGUGAUGCGAAGCAAGCCACGGCGAAUGAGCAUUCCAUGACCAUUUGGGAAGGUCUGACAGCAUACAAGAAAGCCGUUUUCUGGUCAUUCUGCUUUUCGUUGACAAUUAUCAUGGACGGAUACGACACUGCCUUUCUGGGGAGCCUGUAUGCCCAACCUGCAUUUCAAAGAGACUUUGGAAGGCCAUAUGAUGACGGAACAAAAUAUCAAGUCACGGCCAGGUGGCAAACCAUGCUGAACAUCCUCGGCUUUCUCGCCACGAUCAUUGGUGUCUUCCUUGACGGUUGGUUGUCGGAUAUUUUCGGUCGCAAGAAGGUUGCACUGGGAGCCCUUCUUGUCGUCAACGGCACCAUCUUCUGUCAAUUCUUUGCAAGCUCCUUGCCAGUAUUGCUGGUGGGCCGAAUGCUGUCCAGUGUACCCUUCGGUAUCUUCGCAGCGUCGGUCAAUACCUAUGCGGCUGAAAUCUGCCCGGUCGUCCUUCGUGGAUACCUGACGACAUACGUCUGCCUUUGUUGGAUCUUGGGACAAUUCGUCUCCUCUGGCGUCACGUACAGCGUGUCAGGCAUGACAAGUCAAUGGGCAUACCGAAUUCCCUUUGCCGUGCAGUGGGCCUGGCCACUGCCGAUCUUUACGGUGCUUCUGUUCUGCCCAGAGUCGCCGUGGUGGCUGGUGAGAAAGGGCAGAUACGCUGAAGCGGAACGUACCGUCAAAAGGCUCUGCAAUGGCAAGCAUGCUGAACGAGCAAAGGAGACGGUAGCCAUGAUGAUUCACACCAACCAACUCGAGCAGGAAGUCGAUGCUGGCGCCUCUUACUGGGACUGCUUCCGUGGAAUCGACUUGCGAAGGACCGAGGUAGCCUGCAUUGCGUACGGCAUCCAAGCACUCAUCGGCUCCCCUUUGCAAGGCUAUACCACGUACUUCUUUGUGCAAGCCGGUCUCCCAACCUCAGACGCAUUCAAACUCAACAUUGGCAACAACGCCCUCUCCGUGGUCGGCACAGUGCUUGCGUGGCCCUUGCUCUCAUACGUUGGUCGACGAACGAUCUUCAUGUACGGGCUUCUCUGCAUGACAAUCCUGUACUUCGUCAUCGGAUUUGUUUCACUUUCCAACAGCGGGGGAGCAGCUUGGACCCAGUCGGUGUUGUUGAUGGUGUAUCUUUUUGUGUACUCGCCAUCUGUUGCUGCAACCUUGUACACCAUUGUCGGAGAAGCAGGAUCGACGAGACUUCGAGGCAAGACCGUUGCAUUGGCCCGAGCUACGGCAUACAUUAUCGAUAUUGCGAUCUAUCCAAUUCCGGCAUUUGCACUGAACCCAACAGCAUGGGGCUGGGAAGGAAAAACGGCAUUUUUCUUUGGCGGCCUGUGUAUUCCAUGUCUGAUAUGGGUGUUUUUCAGACUUCCUGAAACAGGUGGAAGGACAUUCGAGGAACUUGAUAUCCUGUUCGAGAAGCGAGUUCCCGCGAGGAAGUUUGCCAGCACCAAGAUUGACGCUUAUCACGCAUAUGAUGAGAUGGUGGAGGAUCUGAAGGCAAAAGAGGAUAAUUAGGUCGAAGAGGAGCCACGGGGUCCGGAAGGAGGUGUGACAUCUAGACCCGGCAAGAUCACUGAUCAUCAGACUGCUCCAUGCAGAUUGCGUGUAGCUGCAACCAUGUUC